Messenger RNA from Polyodon spathula (Mississippi paddlefish), 3125 nucleotides. RefSeq names its product twinkle protein, mitochondrial-like. The annotation marks the transcript as partial. Gene Ontology annotation, molecular function: ATP binding; single-stranded DNA binding; 5'-3' DNA helicase activity. The transcript has 5 exons. Gene Ontology annotation, cellular component: mitochondrion. The record is from RefSeq and is a predicted model, not a curated record. Lineage: Eukaryota; Metazoa; Chordata; Actinopteri; Acipenseriformes; Polyodontidae. Gene Ontology annotation, biological process: mitochondrial DNA replication.
UUCCUGUGCAAGGAGACCCUUGUGGAAGGGAGUGACUCAGCUGUCACAGAGAAGGAAAGCUUCUCCCUUUUUGUUGACAAAACCACGGGCCGUUUCCUGUGCAAGGAGACCCUUGUGGAAGGGAGCUGGGAGGACUUUCAGGACUGUGUGGAGGUGAUGCAGAAGGAGAGGCAAGGAUCCCUCAGUCCGGAAGUCCUGUUGGGCUAUCCUGACAGUGAAACGGAGCUGGAUGAGAAGGAGAUGGACCACCAGGAGGUCCAGAGAAUCUGGUCCAGCUCAGUCCCCUUCUCGGACCUUCUUGAAGAUGAUGCCCAGCUGGUGAAAGUCAUGUUUGGCAUGGGGAAGAUCUCCAGCACCACCCUGAAGAAAUUUGGCGUGAGGUUCUUCAAGCCCACCAAAAGCCUGGUUUUGCCCUGGUUCAGUGGCCGGGAUUCCAGCCUAAGGGGGCUGAAGCUGCUGUCUGCUGAGUGCAAGGGUGAAGACCAGGUCAUCUACAAGGAUGUCACUUUUCCCAAGCCUGGUCUCUACCACAAUCUCUUCGGUCUUCACUUGAUUGGCCGAAAAGACACUGAGGUGGUGCUGACCAGCCGGGAGGUGGAUACCUUGGCAGUCAGCCAGGCCACAGGGCUGCCCAGUGUGGCCCUGCCCCGAGGGGUGAGCUGCCUCCCUCCGGUCCUCCUACCUUUCCUGGAGCAGUUCAAGAGGGUCACGCUCUGGUUGGGAGGGGACCUGUGCUCCUGGGAGGCCUCCAAGAUCUUUGCCAGGAAACUGGGUUUAAAGCGUUGCUCCCUGAUCCGGCCCGGAGAGGCCCAGCCUUGCCCCGGCGAUGCCCUGGCCAAGGGAAUGAACAUCAACAAGAUCCUUAAGGCCUCCAUCCCUGCUGCCCACAAGUCCAUCAUCUCUUUCAGACAGCUCCGGGAGGACGUGUUCGGAGAGCUGGCCAACAAGGAGCAGGUGGCUGGAGUGAAAUGGUCAAGGUUCCCCGAACUGAACAAGAUUCUCAAAGGCCAUCGGAAAGGGGAGCUGACUGUCCUCACAGGACCCACAGGCAGUGGGAAGACGACCUUCAUCAGCGAGAGCGCUCUGGACCUGUGCAUGCAGGGUGUGAACACGCUGUGGGGGAGCUUUGAGAUCAACAACGUGUGGCUGGCCAAGAUCAUGCUGACGCAGUUCAGCCAGCAGAGGCUGGAGGAGAGCUUGGACCAGUAUGAGGAGUGGGCAGACCAGUUCGAGGAACUGCCCCUCUACUUCAUGACCUUCCAAGGUCAGCAAAACAUCAAGACUGUGAUUGACACCAUGCAGCAUGCUGUGUAUUUGUAUGACAUCAGCCAUGUGGUGAUUGAUAACCUGCAGUUCAUGAUGGGCCAGGAGAAUCUGUCCGUGGAUAAGUUUGCUGUGCAGGAUCACAUCAUCAGCACCUUCAGGAAGUUUGCCACAGGCAGCAGUUGUCACGUGACCCUGAUAAUCCACCCCAGGAAAGAGGAAGAUGACAAGGAGCUGCAGACAGCCUCCAUAUUCGGGACUGCCAAGGCCAGCCAAGAGGCAGACAAUGUGCUGAUCCUGCAGGAGAAGAAGCUGGUGUCCAGCCAGGGGAAGAGGUCCCUGCAGGUGGCAAAGAACCGCUUUGAUGGAGAUGUCGGCGUCUUCCCCUUGGAGUUCAACAAGACCUCCCUGACCUUCUCUAUACCCAGAAGCAAGACUAAACUGUGCAAAGUCAAAGGAGACACAACAGAGACCUCAGAGAAACCAGUGAAGACAUUGGCCAGCGCUGGGAGAACCCCUACAGAGGAGGGGGCCAAGAAGUAGGGAGUGGACUGUUUAAAAUCUCCACGCAGGAGAGAGCUCUUAUCAUGAAGAAGUAGGGACUGGGCUGUUUAAAAUCUCCACACAGGAGAGAGCUCUUAUCAUGAAGAAGUAGGGACUGGGCUGUUUAAAAUCUCCACACAGGAGAGAGCUCUUAUCAUGAAGAAGUAGGGACUGGGCUGUUUAAAAUCUCCACACAGGAGAGAGCUCUUAUCAUGAAGAAGUAGGGACUGGGCUGUUUAAAAUCUCCACGCAGGAGAGAGCUCUUAUCAUGAAGAAGUAGGGACUGGGCUGUUUAAAAUCUCCACACAGGAGAGAGCUCUUAUCAUGAAGAAGUAGGGACUGGGCUGUUUAAAAUCUCCACACAGGAGAGAGCUCUUAUCAUGAAGAAGUAGGGACUGGGCUGUUUAAAAUCUCCACACAGGAGAGAGCUCUUAUCAUGAAGAAGUAGGGACUGGGCUGUUUAAAAUCUCCACGCAGGAGAGAGCUCUUAUCAUGAAGAAAUAGGGACUGGGCUGUUUAAAAUCUCCACACAGGAGAGAGCUCUUAUCCUGAAGAAGUAGGGAAUGGGCUGUUUAAAAUCUCCACACAGGAGAGAGCUCUUAUCAUGAAGAAGUAGGGAAUGGGCUGUUUAAAAUCUCCACACAGGAGAGAGCUCUUAUCAUGAGGGUUAAAUUAUUGUGGUGUGAUUUAAUGAUGAACUUGGGCUCCUACUGAAUGCCUAACACAUAGCACCAGUCAGUAAAAGAAGUCAGGUGAUUCUAUACUGCCUGCGAGCUGCUGUUUGUAAUUGCAGGGGAAAAAUAAGACUGCACUCUUGUAAGUUCCUUUUAUUUAUUUUUCAUUGGAUGGUGUUGUAACAGCGAUGCGAGUGAGUGCCCUGAAUCAAGUGAGUGGAGAAUGAGACAGAAGGACGUGCUGGAUUAGAACCAUCUGAUUGGCUGCUUUCAUGAUUUGUACAUUUUGAGACGACUGCAGUUCAUCAUGAUAGUCACAACAUUGACAUCUUUGUUAUGCACACGAGUCCAAAGUCAGUGGGUUAAGGGUAUCUGAGUGUUGACCACGACUCGCUCUUCUGUUACAGCAGCUACUAAGCGUCACUGCUGUAGUUAGUAAGCACCGUGGUUACUGUCACUGCAUUGUGCAUCACAUUCUGUAGGUCUCUGUUCUGCUGUACAGGAAUGCAUUUUCAAAUCAGCAGCACAUUAGCAGUAGGGCUAUGUGUGUUUGACAGAAACAGUACUGUGAAAAAAAAUGGUUUUACUGUAUAGUCCUAAUUUUUGUACCACUUAGCAUUUAUAUUACCUUGUUGAAAAUAUUGU